UCCGCAAGCAUUAUUUAAAAAUCGCUCCAGCCCACUGCGUCCUCAGAUCCGCUCUGACCGACUCUUUCCAGAACACAGCAGACCUCGGGGCCGUACAAUCAUGCUGUCCACGACAAACUGCGUGAGCUUCCGAAGCACGUUGGAGGGUCUGCUGCCCUGGGCCGGUAUGAGGACUACAAACAGCCAGAACGGCGGGGGGCACAAGAACUGGCCGCCCAAGAAGUCGAAGGACAUCUUCAGUGUCAUGGUGACUCCUGAUCGCAUCCCGAAGUUCUUCAUCCCAUCUUUGGGUGUUCACGCCCAAGCAGAACAUCCCACGGAGGCGGAAGAGGAUUGCCAGUCGCCUGCUUUACUUUUGCAGCCCCGGGAGGAAGAGUCGAGGAGAGCCAGGAGCCCUACCGCGUCCAGCACCAGGAGCGACCGUAUCCUGGUGCGGGGAAGUCCGCUGCAAAGGUCCCCGGCGAGCAGCGGGGACGGGGCUCCGCUAGCCGGGGAACUGGAGAGGGCGGCGGACCACUCAGACCCUGCAACGAGAGCUGCGCUCUCCCUACCCCACUUACAGAAAAUCACCACCCCUUACGGAUUUCCAGCCCUGGGCGAGAUCCCACAUAUCAGGAGGAAAGAAUCUCUCUUCUUUGAGCGCGACGUGGCAGAGAUCAGGAGUUUGCUGAAGAGCAGCAAGCAGAGUCGGACGUUGGGCAGGAGCCGCUCCAGCGCACUCACUGAACUCGAGUUGCAGAAGCUCCCUGGCGCCAGCGUAGUCUCCCGGGCCAACAGAUCGGCGUCCUGGGAAACCAUCGGCAGCCCCAGCCUCCCCCAGGCAUCCACCUCCUUGACCACCUUAGUCAAAGACAAGAAUAAAUUUCGGAUCCUGAUUAAGAAACACUUUGCUAGCAUUAAGCGUAUGAAAUCCAAUUGUUCAUCGGCGCGGCUGGCUGAUCGGGCGCUGAGCAGUUUCAGUGCAUGAUCGUACGGGAAAACUCCGCGCACGUCCCGGGGCCCACCUUGUGCACAGACCCUGCUGUCAUCCCUUGAACAAGAGUUAGUCAAGCACGGCAGCUUCUGUCGUCAUCUUAGGGGUAACUGUGGGUCUUAGAAGUGGGAAGAGAACACUUGGAACCAGGCAGCAGGUCGGGUAGCAUCUGCGGAAAGAAGAGUUCAUAUUUCAGGACUUACGCCUUGCUCUGGAAGGAGAGAACAAGGACUCAAGCGUUUUGAAGAAUUUCUUCGGGAUACCGGAAAUGCUCAUUUCGCCUCCUGAGUGAUUGCCCGUUUCCCAAGAGAACAAGUCUGUCGCACAGAUUCCGUGUCCUUGUUUGUAUCAAUAAUAAAGUGAACUCUGUGCUAAAUAAAGCAUUGCUCAAUCGCGUUUUAUUUGAGCUGUGCUUCUCAUAGCCAUUUGAGAAGUGCUGCAUUGACCGGAAGUUUCCAGGGAAGAUGAUUUUGGCAGUAGAGUCAAGGUGGAAUCUGACCCAACGGACAAUGAACAACUGGAUGUAUCA
Messenger RNA from Mobula hypostoma (lesser devil ray), 1502 nucleotides. RefSeq lists its product as uncharacterized. The coding region runs from base 101 to 967 and encodes 288 amino acids. The record is from RefSeq and is a predicted model, not a curated record. NCBI's taxonomy places the organism in Eukaryota, Metazoa, Chordata, Chondrichthyes, Myliobatiformes, Myliobatidae. The transcript has 2 exons.